CCCAAAAAGAGGGGAGUGGAAUCGAGCCCGUGGUGAAGGAGAGUGAAAGGGCAGUGCUCCGUUCCAGCUUCCCUCACCGCCAUGGCGCUGCCUCUGAGGUCCCUGAGUCGAGGCUUGGCAACUACAGCAAAGGGAGACCAUGGAGGGGCAGGAGCCAGCACCUGGCGCCUCCUGACCUUCGUGUUGGCGCUCCCGAGCGUGGCCCUCUGCACCCUUAACUCCUGGCUCCACUCGGGCCAUCACGAACGCCCCAAGUUCAUCCCAUACCACCACCUCCGGAUCCGCACCAAGCCCUACUCCUGGGGAGACGGAAACCACACUCUUUUCCACAAUCCUCGUGUCAACCCUCUGCCCACCGGCUAUGAACAGUGAACGGCCCUGAGGCCCCAGCCGAGGCCCCCAGGCCCAAUAAAGGUGUGGAAGUUGUG
Suricata suricatta (meerkat) is the source of this 428-nucleotide messenger RNA. Its product is annotated as cytochrome c oxidase subunit 6A2, mitochondrial. Gene Ontology annotation, biological process: mitochondrial electron transport, cytochrome c to oxygen. Gene Ontology annotation, cellular component: mitochondrial inner membrane. The transcript has 3 exons. The record is from RefSeq and is a predicted model, not a curated record. Bases 82 to 372 code for a protein of 96 amino acids. Gene Ontology annotation, molecular function: enzyme regulator activity. NCBI's taxonomy places the organism in Eukaryota, Metazoa, Chordata, Mammalia, Carnivora, Herpestidae.